Messenger RNA from Gordionus sp. m RMFG-2023, 1963 nucleotides. RefSeq lists its product as uncharacterized. Gene Ontology annotation, molecular function: zinc ion binding. Bases 117 to 1946 code for a protein of 609 amino acids. The transcript has 3 exons. The record is from RefSeq and is a predicted model, not a curated record. NCBI's taxonomy places the organism in Eukaryota, Metazoa, Nematomorpha, Gordioida, Chordodea, Parachordodidae.
UUUCAAUCGCUUUAUUUAGAUACAAUGAUCAAAAUUUAGUUAAUCAAAAAAUGUUAUUUUUAAAAUUAUCAAGGUAAAUAACAGUGAUCAUUUAUCUAUGCCCAUUGAACAGAAGGAUGUUAGCACUUGGUAAUCAAUUUUUAACAUAUGCAGAUGUCAGAAAAACUUUGAAUGAUUAUGAAAAUAAUGUAUAUACCAAUUUUUUUAUCUACAAAUGUGAAAAACUAAAAGAGCCAUCACCUUUGGUUUACCGAAAACUAUAUUUUUCCUGUGUUGAGGGGAAAAAGCAAAAAUCAGCUAGUAAAGGAAUUCGAAAAAGGAGAACUAUGAAACAUGAUUGCCCUUCAAAAAUCAUCUUUACUCAUAAAAAGGAACCCUACCCUCUAUUAGAAAUUACAUUAAUUAAUGAAAAUCAUAACCACGUAUUAGAUCCCAUUGUCUUUAGGGAACGGCCUAAACAAAGGAAAUUAAACGAAGAAGAGAAAAAAAUGGUCACAGCAAGUCUUUUGCUUGAUGGAAAUACCAAUAUAGCUUUGAUCAGGAAUGAUUUAAGUGCAAAGGGAAAAUUUAUCAAGAAAAAAGAUAUAUACAAUUUAAAAUACAAAUUAUAUAAAAAUAUUGUUCCGAAUGAUAGUAAUGAUUUAAAUAUUAUUAUUAAAGCAAUGCAAGAUGAUAAUAUUAAUAACAUCAUAGAAAUCUAUAAAGAAGAUAACACCUUCAAAGGGUUAUAUUUUCAGACACCAGCUAUGAAAGAAAUAUUUGCACGCUUCCCAGAACUUUUGCUCAUAGAUGUAACUUAUAAACUGAAUAAUUUUAGUUUACCUGUUUUCACUUUGUACGUUGUUGACGGCGAAGAAUCCACAAGAUUUGCUGGUGUAUGGAUUGUUGCAUCAGAAAAUUAUAAUAACAUUUUUAACAUGUGCGGCUUUUUUAAAAUUAAUAAUAAUAAUCAUAAUAAAAUCCAAAUAAUCCUAUCAGGCACCGACGUUGCAGGUCACCAAGCAUACAAAGACGCAUUUCCAGGGGUAGAAAUAGAAAUUUGUCUUUUUCAUGUAUUUCAAUCAUUUCGACGAGAAAUCACCAUAAAAAAAAGAAACAUUCUUGAUGUCCAAGUAAAACCUAUACUUAAAAUAUUAAAGAAAAUGGUGUAUGCAAGUACACUAGCUAGAUACACGAAAUUUUAUCGACGCUUUGAAAGUAUGCAAGUGGAGGAAGUAUUAGAGUAUUAUAAUAAGAAUUGGCAUCCCAUUCGUGAAGAGUUUUGUUUAGCAUGGCGCCCGCGAAAAAAUAAUUUUAACAUAUUGACCAAUAACCGUACUGAAGUCAUGAGGCGGGUUUUUAAAAUGGUUAACUAUUCUUCCCUAUGCGAUCUUUUUAAAAGAUUAAAAAUUAUUAUAGAUUCCUCGGAGCAAGAAUCUAUCCACAAGAUAAUGAUGAAUGAUAAAAAGAAAAGUUUUAACAAAAUUGAGAUGGAUAGUUCUGAGUAUUUAUACGAGAAAUUGCUAACUACCGCAGGUUUUGAGAAAAUUGAAACCCAACUAAUCUUAUCCAAAACUACAAAAUUAACCAAUUACAUAAGUGCUAAUUAUUAUGAUUGUACUUGUGGAUAUAAAUCGAGAUUACAAAUACCGUGUGAACAUAUUUUAAAAUUAAGGAAAGUGAGUGAUAUACCAUUAUUCGAUGAGAAGCUUGUUGGACAACGCUGGCAUAAAGAGUAUAACAUUCAACCUUAUUUAAAAAAUGAAUUUAUUUUCGAUAAUAAUAAAAAUAUCGAUAAAAUAUUGGAUGAUUUUAUUCCUCCGAUUAGUGAAACUAGCCAGAAAGUUUCAACUCAACGCAAAACUUUCAAACAGUCAAAAAUGAUAGCCGAUCAAAUAGAGAAAGAUAUCUUUCCAACACUGCCAAAUCCAACCUUUAAUGAAGAUUUUGAAAUUCAAAGAAGUUAGGGAUAAUAUAAUGUACA